AUGAAGGCGUCUUUUCUUCUUGUGGCCGCUGCCUGCGCUGCCGUGGCUGAGGCUGAAGUCCAUCUGCCGUACGCUCUCCAAUCUCCAUUGAUCGCCGCCGCUGCCGCCGACAGCGGUGUCAAGUCCCGGACCCCGGAUGAUCGCCGAUCCAUGCCUACGUUGGACAUCUUGACCGAUGGCUGGAAUUACCUUGUCAACGUCUCCGUAGGCACCCCUCCGCAGCAAAUGUCAAUGAGACUGAACGUGCAAGCUAGCGCAUCUUGGGUCCCUAACGUCGAGUCCUGCGAUAGCUCCUCCCGUCGCUAUAUCAAUGCGAGCUCUUAUUACGAAGAGUACAUCAGGUGUACCGAAAAGAUCAACAAACUCAUUGGGGGUGAAUACGUCGUUGGCGAUUGGAUCAGCGAUGUCCUUGACUUAGCCGGCACCCGAAUACCCAAGUUCGUCAUGGGGGGCGUUGAAAUUCAAAUGGCCGACACGAUGGUUGGCGUGCUUGGCCUCGGCUACAACGAGAGCUAUUAUCACUCGGACGUCGAACAGAGUGACUCGACUACGACUCUCACUGUACCCGAGCGCUUGGUUAAAGACGGCCUCAUCACUUCUCCCGCAUACAGUCUCUGGCUAGAUGAUAAGUCGGCCAAGUCAGGCAAACUUCUCCUGGGCGCCAUCGACAGGUCCAAAUUCGAGGGGCCCCUUAUCCGCAUUCGAACCAACAGCUUCUCGGCGUCCUCAGCGUCAGGGAGAACCAAAACGUUUGAUACUGUCAUUCAUUCCGUGAAUGGCACCGAGUCAGCGACCGAUGAUCUCAAACCUUUAGGGAAUGGUUCUCUGUCUUCAUCCGAGAGAUACUACCUUUACGAAAAUCGAUUCCUCCCUGUCAAGCUUGCACCCGAGAGCACUUUAUCCGUCUUACCUCCUGCUCUUGCCCAAGACUCUUGGUUUCUUGCCGGUGCCUUCUGGAAUGCCGACCUUCUCCGUACUGUUAUACCAUGCACCGUGGCCGAGAAAUCCACCGGACACAUCGUCAUGCAACUCGAUGGAACCGACGGACCGGUAUUGAACGUUUCCAUCGCAGAUCUGGGGACUCAUAACUCCUUGACGGGCUACAGCAUCGAAGAUUACGUACUCGGCGGCGCCGUGUCCAAGCAGGCAUACAUAGUCUUUAACCUCGCCAACGCGGAGAUGGCCAUCGCGCAGACCAAGUCGAAGCACGAGAAGACGCAGACAAGGUACAUGGUGGCCGUCCGCGGGAACCCCCCUCCGACGACCCGUCCGCGCCGUUUGCCCCGGGAAUAUCGUUCCACUGACCUCAGGCUCACCAGGCACGUAGAGUUGAUCGGCACGACAUUGGGCUUAAAGAUAUCGGUGGCGCGUUAUCGUGCUGCUAGAGGCCAUGGCAUCACCGCGACCGAGGACAUAGUCCCCUAUUGCUUCUUCUCGAUCAACGCAAAGUACUCGCCGGAGUGCACUGGUGAUGGUUCUGGAGCUGGGAAUAGUGGCAAGGACGGUAAUGGCGACGGUGGCUACGGCGGUUAUGGUGACAUCUGCUUACCCUCGUCCAUCUCACGAUCAAUCAAGCUCGGUGUCGGUCUGGGCGUUGGGCUGCUUUGUCUUGUCGUGAUAUGCUUGUCCAUCUGGGCCAUCAGGAGAUGCCGUCGGAUUAGAAAGGCGGAGGAGCAUUUGUCUGAGAAACAAGCAGACAUGGAGCAAGGUGCGGCCGAUGCCCGGAUUGGCGCUGGGGGCGGAGACAACGUGGCCCAAGAUGUUUCUCUGCCACAAAAGCCGCCAUCUGCCGUGACACGAGAGCCCCCCACGACCGAUGCGGCCGAGGGACGGGACAAUCUCGAGGAUGCGGUAUCCACGAGACCAUAG
Colletotrichum graminicola M1.001 is the source of this 1869-nucleotide messenger RNA. RefSeq names its product aspartic proteinase. Gene Ontology annotation, biological process: proteolysis. The record is from RefSeq and is a predicted model, not a curated record. NCBI's taxonomy places the organism in Eukaryota, Fungi, Ascomycota, Sordariomycetes, Glomerellales, Glomerellaceae. The coding region runs from base 1 to 1869 and encodes 622 amino acids. The transcript has 4 exons. Gene Ontology annotation, molecular function: aspartic-type endopeptidase activity.